Conger conger (European conger) is the source of this 762-nucleotide messenger RNA. RefSeq lists its product as uncharacterized. The transcript has 4 exons. Gene Ontology annotation, biological process: positive regulation of B cell activation; B cell receptor signaling pathway; defense response to bacterium. NCBI's taxonomy places the organism in Eukaryota, Metazoa, Chordata, Actinopteri, Anguilliformes, Congridae. Gene Ontology annotation, cellular component: external side of plasma membrane; immunoglobulin complex, circulating; blood microparticle. The record is from RefSeq and is a predicted model, not a curated record. The annotation marks the transcript as partial. Gene Ontology annotation, molecular function: immunoglobulin receptor binding; antigen binding.
AUGAAGCUCCUACCAGCCCUGCUGCUCCUCACAGCUCUCACUCUCUCAGGUGUUCAGGGUGAGAUCGUCCUGACAGAAUCUGAAGCGGUGGUAAAGAGACCAGGAGACUCACACACAUUGACCUGUACAGCCUCUGGGUUCACACUCAGCAGCAACUGGAUGGGCUGGAUCAGACAGGCUCCUGGGAAGGUACUGGAGUGGUUGGGAUCUCAGUAUAACAGCUCGAGUUAUUAUGCCCAGUCUGUUCAGGGAAGAUUCACCAUCUCCAGAGACGACUCCAACAGCAAGCUGUAUUUACAGAUGAGCAGCCUGACAGCUGAAGACACUGCUGUGUAUUACUGUAGGGGGAGAACAGAGAAUUUCCAUGAGGGGGAAAUUAAAAGACCAGUACCACCGCCACGGCCGGAAGGCCGGGGAGUGUGCGAGAAGGAGAAGGAGGAUGAGAGGGCAGCGGGAGUGGCGGUGUUGUCAGGUGUUCAGUGUGAGAUUGUCCUGACAGAAUCUGAAGCGGUGGUAAAGAGACCUGGAGACUCUCACACACUGAACUGUACAGCCUCUGGGUUCACAUUCAGCAGCUACUGGAUGGGCUGGAGCAGACAGGCUCCUGGCAGGGGACUGGAGUGGUUGGGAUAUCAGCAUAGCAGCACUAGAUAUUAUGCCCUGUCUGUUCAAGGAAGAUUCACCAUCUCCAGAGACGACUCCAACAGCAAGCUGUAUUUACAGAUGAACAGCCUGACAGCUGAAGACACUGCUGUGUAUUAU